Molecule: messenger RNA, 1622 nt
Organism: Peromyscus eremicus (cactus mouse)
Lineage: Eukaryota; Metazoa; Chordata; Mammalia; Rodentia; Cricetidae
Gene: Adrb3
Product: adrenoceptor beta 3
Exons: 2
Coding region: 140-1372 (410 amino acids)
Biological process (GO): norepinephrine-epinephrine-mediated vasodilation involved in regulation of systemic arterial blood pressure; adenylate cyclase-activating adrenergic receptor signaling pathway
Cellular component (GO): membrane
Molecular function (GO): norepinephrine binding; beta3-adrenergic receptor activity; epinephrine binding
Source: RefSeq, a predicted model, not a curated record
AGAUGGAGGGAAGCUGACAGACUUACCCCAGCAACUAGGGAAGAUGGCCCAGGCUGGAGGAGUCGUUCCCAAGGCCGACGGUCCCCUUCCCUGAGCCAGGGGGUCAGGGGAAACUUUCCCACCCUGGGCAAGACACAAAAUGGCUCCGUGGCCAAACAAGAACGGCUCUCUGGCUUGGUGGUCAGACGCCCCCACACUGGACCCCAGUGCAGCCAACACGAGUGGGUUGCCAGGGGUGCCAUGGGCAGCGGCAUUGGCUGGGACGUUGUUGGCGCUGGCCACGGUGGGAGGCAACCUGCUGGUAAUCGUAGCCGUAGCCCGCACGCCGAGACUCCAGACCAUAACCAACGUGUUCGUGACUUCGCUGGCCACAGCUGACUUGGUCGUGGGACUCCUCGUAAUGCCACCGGGGGCCACUUUGGCGCUGACUGGCCAUUGGCCCUUGGGCGCAACUGGAUGCGAGCUGUGGACGUCGGUGGACGUGCUCUGUGUAACCGCCAGCAUCGAGACCCUGUGCGCCCUGGCUGUGGACCGCUACCUGGCCGUCACCAACCCUCUGCGUUAUGGCACGCUGGUUACCAAGCGCCGAGCCCGGGCGGCGGUGGUCCUGGUGUGGAUCGUGUCCGCCACGGUGUCCUUUGCGCCCAUCAUGAGCCAGUGGUGGCGCGUGGGGGCGGACGCCGAGGCGCAGGAGUGUCACUCCAACCCGCGCUGCUGUUCCUUCGCCUCCAACAUGCCCUACGCGCUGCUCUCCUCCUCCGUCUCCUUCUACCUUCCGCUCCUAGUGAUGCUCUUCGUCUACGCGCGCGUGUUCGUCGUGGCUAAGCGCCAACGGCGUUUGCUGCGCCGGGAGCUGGGCCGCUUCCCGCCCGAGGAGUCUCCGCAGGCUCCGUCGCGCUCUCCGUCCCCUGGCACCGGCGGGACAAGCGCGGCUCCCGAUGGAGUGCCCUCCUGCGGCCGGCGGCCCGCGCGCCUCCUGCCGCUCCGGGAGCACCGCGCCCUGCGCACCUUAGGUCUCAUCAUGGGCAUCUUCACUCUGUGCUGGCUACCCUUCUUUCUGGCUAACGUGCUGCGCGCCCUCGCGGGGCCCUCGCUAGUUCCCAGCGGGGUUUUCAUCGCCCUCAACUGGCUGGGCUAUGCCAACUCCGCCUUCAACCCGCUCAUCUACUGCCGCAGCCCGGACUUCCGCGACGCUUUCCGCCGCCUUCUGUGCAGCGGCGGUGGCCGCGGGCGGGAGGAGCCACGCGCUGUCCCCUUCCCAGCCAGUCCCGCGGGAGCCGCAGCGGCUCGAGCCAGCUCAGCUGAAUCCAGGCAGAGCCGGCCGCUCCACAGGUUUGGCGGCUAUGAAGGUGAGCAGCCGUUCCCCACAUGAAGGACCACAGAGAGCCACCCAGAAACCUGUGAGUUGAAAUUUGAGCUGCACCUCCCCCGUUCAGGACAGGGUUGGAGCUAUGGGGUGCUGGAUGGUCCCUAUACCUUUGGAAAGUAAAAAUGCUUUGCAGGGUUCCUGAGUCACUGCCCGCUUGCCUUCGGUGCUUGAUUCCAGAUGCCUUGACCAGUUACCCCAAGAAAUAUUAUCUCCAUUUUGCAGGACUUCUGGGAGUUUAUGUUUUGGUUUGGCG